Messenger RNA from Naegleria gruberi, 2829 nucleotides. RefSeq lists its product as uncharacterized. The record is from RefSeq and is a predicted model, not a curated record. Gene Ontology annotation, molecular function: RNA-directed RNA polymerase activity. NCBI's taxonomy places the organism in Eukaryota, Heterolobosea, Eutetramitea, Acrasida, Naegleriidae. Gene Ontology annotation, cellular component: nuclear RNA-directed RNA polymerase complex. The transcript has a single exon. Gene Ontology annotation, biological process: siRNA processing. Bases 1 to 2829 code for a protein of 942 amino acids.
AUGAGAGAUGAAGAUUUGCAAACAAUCACCGGCUGGGAAGAUUGGAAUGUUCUUGGUUUUGGAAAGAAUGUUUGGAAGAUUGUUGUCAAGAUAGAUAAUGUUCAAUAUUCAGAGUUGAGUGCAAAGAUUUCCUAUAUGUGUGAUAGCACCAUGGAUUUAGCAAAGAAUCCAUUGGAAUACUUGAUGAAGAGAUACAGAUACUUUGCCAGAGAAUUGGAACUGUUUGAAUCACAAGCUAAUCAAACUCUUUUUCAAUCACUUUUCAAUUCAAAUGUUGCUGGUGGAUACGAACAAUUCUUUGGUGAAUUCUAUCCACUAGUUUGUCAUGUGAAAAACAGAUGGAAGAAAAUGGAGGGAAACAAUGGAAAGUAUGCGAUUAUUGGUGAUGGAACCAAUCGUUACUCAAUCUUGAAUUCAUUCUCAAGAUUAGCAAGAAUUUUAAUGAGUUUGAAUUUGGGAAAAUGUUUAAUGGUUGUAAAAUUUGAUUUUACAUCCAAAGAGGAUCUGAAAGCACUCUCAGAAUGCAAGAAGGAAUAUUGUCUCUCCUAUGGUAUUGUUCAUGAAGGUCAUAAGUAUUGUUUGUUAGGUACUUCAAAUUCUGGUUUGAAAGGUGAUUCCUGUAUCUUUUACAACUCAACAUUGUUGAAUUUGGAAAUAUUGAAGCAAAUGUUGGGUACCUUUGAAAAAGCUGAGGAGCAUGGACCUAGAAAGGUUGCUAGUAGAGUUGGAUUGAGUAUGGGAACUAGUACUCCAAGUAUUGUGGAAUGGAAACAAGAUGAUAUCCAAAUUAUUUCAGAUGAUAUUGCAGUGACUGAUGGUGCUGGUAUGGCUGUUGAAGAUUUCUUCGAACAAGUCCUGGAAAAUACCUACUCUGUUCCAUAUUUCUUUAUGGACAAGUUAUUUGAAUCAGAUACGAAACAAGGUAGACUAUUCGAAAAGAAUUUCAAGAACAUCAGUGCCAUGCAGGUAAGAAUUUUGGGAGCCAAAGGAGUCAUUCAAAAGGUUAACAAAUCAAUGUGGGCAGAAUUACUUAAAAAGCACAAAUUGCCAUCCAAUACCAAAGUCAUUUUGAGAAAUUCAAUGGUGAAAUUUGAAGGAAAUUAUUCAAUUUACAAUAAGAUUGAUAUAUUGAAUGUUGCUCGUGUUCAUGGUGGCAAUAUUAAUAGAAAUAUCAUGUCUUGCUUACUGCAAAUGACUACGAAUGAAGAAGAAAUGGAAAAAUUGUUCAAAAAUUUUUACGAAACUCAAUUAAUGGAAAUUGUUGAGAAUAAGGAUAAUCCAGAAUAUUUAUGCAACGUGCUCCUCUCUCAAUCAGGAGAAACUUCGCAAGAAUCUAUUGCUAGAGAUUUAAUAAUGGCUGAACAUUCAUUGGAUAAUUAUUUUAUUUCCUCCGUUGUAAAAGACAAUAUUGAAAGCAAGUUUGAAUCCAUGGUUAGUGACAAGCUCAGUAUGAAAUGUAAACAUCCUGGGUUUUUAAGUGGUAUGGGUGUUUAUGAUGAAAGUUCGACUUUGAAACAUGAUGAAGUUCACAUCCCAUGCUCCAAGUUGAUUCGAAGUUUAGAUUAUGCUAAAAUUGACAAGGUUCUUGUCUAUAGAAAUCCUCUUGCCUAUGAAGGUGAUAUCCAAUGCUUAAAGUUGGUCAAGCAUCCCCCAACAGAAUUCCUCCAAUCAAGAAGAGAUGUCAUUGUCUUUGGACACAAUCCAAAUUAUAAGAAAGUCCCAGAACCAUUAUGCUACAUGGCAGGAGGUGAUUUGGAUGGCGACUUGUAUGAGAUUAUUUUCGAUCCAGAAAUUGUCAAGUUAUUUGAUCAAAAUCUCAAACCAAAAUUGAAUUAUAACGAUGGAGCUGCCACCAAUAAGGUGACCAAAACUGUUAAAAAUUCACUAAGCAUGGAAGAUGUAAGAAAAACUGUAUUGGAAAUGAUGGAACAAUCAUCAAAAAUUUCAGAAGUUUAUCUUAAAACAAUGUGUUGGAGAGAAGAUUCUUCCAAGGUUGGAAUAGAUAUCAAACUUAAAUUGUCCAAAAUGUAUCACGACAGCAUUGAUACUAUUAAGGGAUCAGCUUUUAAUGCUAAACAGUUGUAUGAAAUUCCAAAAAAGGAUUCUCCAAAGUGGAUGGAACUUUGCAAAUUGAAGAUUACUGACCAAUCUCAUAUAGAACUUGAUACAUUCGAAGCAAGAAUGUUUGACCUAAUUAGAAAUAUAUUCAAUAGGAUGGUUUUUUCAGAUACAAAGCAACUUGACACUGUUUUUGAAAACCCAUCUGAAAUAUACUCCUCAGAGUGGCAAAGAUGGAAAGAUGAAUUUAAGGAAGCGUAUUCACAAUGGAGACUCUAUUGGUCAACCAGAAAAAAUGAUGAGAUUGUCCUUUCUGAUAAAUUCUCAGCACACAAACAGAAAUUAUUCGAAAGCAUUAAAGAUUGCCUUGAAGAAGAUAAGAUAAACUGGGAGAAAGUCUUUAUCAAACAUGAUGGAGACAGUUUGGAUAAGCUCAACCACAAGGCAGCAUACUGGCUCUUCCAUACCUACAAUCAAUACAUAGAAGAGGACGACAAUGAGUUUAAUCUUGAAGAAAGAUUUAAGUCACUCAUUAGAAGUCCAUUUGUGUAUACAUGUUGCCUUUUCAAUUUGAAUUGCUUCAAAUUAUUCAAUAAUCAAGAAGAGAAAAUGCCACAUAUUGUAAGCCCAAGAUUUACUAUCCGUAUCAAGCAAUCUCGAAAUGAAAAAGUCUCAAAAACUAUUUUAUUAGAGUGUCCAUUGAAUAAUUAUUUUCUGGACUUGUCUUAUUGUUUUCCUCUUUCAAAGGAAAGAGAAUUUCCAAGUUUUUGA